CAAGUGGUGUAAGGAAAUGGCCUCUCCCGGUCCCGGCACGGCGUCUACCGUCACGUCGUCGUCGGCCGGCUCGGAGGCGACACGGGCGCCGCCUGCGGCGCUGACGGAGGAGAGGAAGCGCAAGCGCAAGGAGUCGAACCGGCUAUCCGCGCAGCGGUCGCGCGCGCGCAAACUGCUGCAGGUGGACGAGCUGGAGGCGGAGGCGGCAGCGCUGCGCGCCCGGAACUGCGCCGUGGCAGCGGCGGCACAGGAGGCCGCGCGCCGGUGCGCGGUCGUCCAGGCCGAGAACGAGCUCCUGCAUGCGCGGGCGCUGGAGCUGGGCGCGCGCCUCGAGUCCCUCGCCGAGCUGAUCCAGUACAUGGACGCGGCCGCCGCCAUGGGUGCUUCCUCCAUCCCGCUCGCCGGCGUCAACGGCAACGCCUUGGCCCCGCAGCCGAUCCUGCAAACGGAGUUGUACUACAACUACUCCUACCACUGCUAGCAGAUCGCAUCAUGUUGGUUUCGUGUAGCUCUGUGUUGUCUAUGCGUCUAGUAUGUGCUUAUGCUUUUCCUCCCAGGUAGAGUAGUGUUAUUGGGUGGGCAGGGGCAAGGAAAUUAAAGAGUGGUUGUACGUGUGUCGACUGACUUUAUAGUGUGACAUCGACGGCAACGACAAUGUGUGUGGUUUAUUGGA
This is a messenger RNA of Aegilops tauschii subsp. strangulata, 673 nucleotides long. Its product is annotated as bZIP transcription factor 44-like. The record is from RefSeq and is a predicted model, not a curated record. Lineage: Eukaryota; Viridiplantae; Streptophyta; Magnoliopsida; Poales; Poaceae. Gene Ontology annotation, cellular component: nucleus. Gene Ontology annotation, biological process: positive regulation of DNA-templated transcription. Gene Ontology annotation, molecular function: transcription cis-regulatory region binding; DNA-binding transcription factor activity.